AGCCUUUGUGUGGCCAAAAAGACAGAGAGACAGAGAAAGAGAAGGAGAGAGAACAAUACAGUGGCAGAGAGGGAGUUAAAAAUGAGAAAGACUGUCAUCUUGCAACAAUAAAGCAUAUGGUACCGACAGUGCAGUCAGAACAGGAAAAUUACCAGUCUGUCUCACACUCCUGCACCCUUUUUUCUCAUGCCCGUGGAACUCAGGGGUCGUUGCAAGUCAGUGGACUGAAACAAAAAGGGACUCUCUUCAUUCAUCAUGUUUCACCUUUUUUGAAUACCCACAUUUGUGACUUUGUUGCUCUACUGCUGUGAGGAGAGGUGAAAGGAGUCACACUCAGCCAGUGGAUACAGGUGCAGAUGCAGCAGGCCAUGAGCGGAAUACUGAAGAGGAAAUUUGAGGAGGUGGAAGCCUCCUCCUCCCCGUGCUCUUCUGUGCGGGAGUCUGAUGAUGAGGUCUCCUACAGUGAGAGUGGGGAUAGCAGCGACAGUGUCAACCCCUCCGCCUCAGGCCCUUUCACCUCUAACUCAAUAUUGAAGAGGGAGAAGCGCCUGCGGACGAGGAGGGUGCAUUUUGAGAAUGUGACAGUGUACUACUUCAGCCGACGGCAGGGCUUCACUAGCGUGCCCAGCCAGGGAGGCAGCACGCUGGGUAUGUCCAGCAGGCACAGCUGGGUCAGGCAGUACUCUGUGGGUGAAUUUGCCCUGGAGCAGAAGAGGAUCCACAGAGACAUGCUCAGAGACCACUUGAAGGAGGAGAAACUCAACUCAAUCAAACUCAAGCUGACCAAGAAUGGCACAGUGGAGUCUGAAGAGGCCAACACUCUCACAGCAGAGGACAUAUCCGAUGACGACAUUGAUCUGGACAACACAGAAGUAGACGAGUACUUCUUCCUGCAGCCUCUUACAACUAAAAAGCGUCGGGCACUGCUGCGCACCUCUGGGGUAAAGAAGAUUGACGUGGAAGAGAAACAUGAACUUCGGGCUAUUCGCAUGUCCAGAGAGGACUGUGGCUGUGAUUGCAGAGUCUUCUGUGACCCUGAGACCUGUGCCUGCAGCAUUGCAGGGAUCAAGUGCCAGGUGGAUCGUAUGUCAUUUCCAUGUGGCUGCACAAAAGAGGGUUGCAGCAAUUCAACUGGAAGAGUGGAGUUCAAUCCCAUUCGCGUUCGAACCCAUUUCCUGCACACUAUAAUGAAGCUGGAACUGGAGAAGAGUCGUGAGCAGCAGCAGCCGUCCCCAACCAACGGGUACCACGGUGAACCAAGUGACCUGGGAAGUGGAAACCCUUUUGCUCAAUCACAGCACAGGUUGGAGUACUCUCUGUCAGAUGCAGUUCCACAGGCGGCCAGCAUGCACCUGCAAGCUGCAGACGACAUGGAGGAGCCACUAGAUGAUGACGAUGAGGAAGAAGAUGAAGAGGAUGACGAGGAGGAAGAAGAAAAUGACGAUGAAGAUGAGGAGGAUGAGGAGGAUAGCAGUAGCGUUUGCAGCGGGCUGUCUGACUCCAGCACACAAAGCUUGGCUAACAGCGACUCUGAGGACGAGGAGGGGGACGAUGAGGAUGAAGACAAGUCUGAGAAUUUCGAGGACGAUAUGACGACCCCGUCGGUUUCUCAUACCGAAGUGGUGCCUUUGUCCUCUGUGUUGUGUUACAGUGAUGGCUCUGUGGGACAUGAUAACCACAUUAAUGGGAACACUUACUUAAUGAACUCCUCUUCGGCUGAGUACUAUCAGCUAGGAGGCUCCGGUGCCGUCUCUAAUGGCCAAACGGGCCAACCUAGUGAACCUUAUGGGGAAACCUUAGCAUUCCAAGAUCCAGUUAGUACGACCAACAGCAAUGUGGCUCAGAGACCUUUCAGUGUCACUGCUGAGCAGUACACAGACUACUCUAAUCACGCUGAAGAACAAUACACAGUCAGUCACCAUUUUAAUCUGGGCAGUGGUGCUCCUGCCACUCCGCUGACCUGUUACACACCUGAUCCGAAGAAUAAAGUUUUGUCCAAAGUGGCGUUUGAGGACCAAGCGGAGAACGAGAACCAGGCCCAGUUUCAAAACUACCUGAACAAUAACAUUGAGGGUUCCUACAGCAGUCACAGCUCAUGUAUGACAGAUGAGCAGCCACCGCAACAGGGGAGUCUCAAUGGACAUUCUGACCUGACCUUACUAGCAAACAAUACUAAGAACCUCCCUUUACCAGACCACUGCCCUGAGGUCACAGCCAUUUAGUGUGCCUCACCUUUUUAAGUGUUCUUUCAGUAGUAUUACGUCUUCGAGAGGACAUGAUCAUGGCCUUUUUUGGAUUAUCCGACCUUAAAUUUCAAAGCAACUCACAGCGCCGUAAUACAUUUCCAUCUGUAACUAUAAAGCCAUAAGUUCAUUAUGUAGAAAGUUUUGAGGAGCUUUUCCGCUGUCUCCAGUACAUUGUGUGCUUAACUGCAAAAUGGAACGUAUCAAAAAACAUCAGAACAUAAUUUAUGUCAUGCUGUGCAAUGUAUCCUGUAAUUUCAGAUGUAAAGUUCUAGUUUUAAGCAGAUAUUGUACUGUAGAUGGAACUUUUCUAUGUCUACUGUAUGUGUCAAAUGUUCAAAAAAAAAAAGGCUUAUUGUUGGUUUAUUUAUUGUUUCUGAAGUAUGUGUAUACUUAUAUUGUAAAUGUUUUGAUAACAAUAAGCAUGCCGUUUUGGGAAUCUCAGUGAUGUUUGGGAAAAAAUGCCAUUGUUUUAUAUAUAUAUAUAUAGAAAAUGUGUUGGACACAUAAUGUACAUUUUUCUUCUUGUUUUUGCCACAAUUAUAUGCUUUUCUAUGGUUUUGAAAAGCAUGAAAAAAGCCUGAAAACUUAUUUGUAUGUUUGGAAUAUAAUAUCAGUAGAAAUGUCAAAAUCAAUUCACAGACUUUUGCACUCACGUGUUGGGGUCCAGUGGCAUGCGGUUGGUUUUAAAUGACUUCAGUUUUUCCCCACUGUUAACUCUUCGAAUAACACAAUUAGCAUGUAAAAGAUGAUUUUUUUUAAAGUGAAACAUUUUUAAUGAAUGAAGUUAAUGAAGUCAUACUUUGACAUAUCUCCAAAAAAUAUGAGAUGCUCCGUGAUUCAGAAUGAAACAUAUAUUUAUGAGUAAAAUAAAAGAAAUUGCUGAAUUUGAACAGUAACCAGUUCAUUGGUCAAAAUAUGUUCUCUAAAAAUAUGCCAGUAAUGGUUUUGGGAUUUCUGUAUUAUACUAUCUAUAAUCCAUAAAGAUUUUGAUUUUUUAUUUAUUUUUUUUAAUAUAGGAUUGUUUUUAACAGGUUUUUACUUCUACAGAAAAGCCCUAGUUAAAUGGACAUUUAAUUAACUGUAACAGUGCUUAAUAUUUAUAUUUAAAGCACUGUUUGAUUAAAAAAUAUAUACAGUUAUCAAAGCUAUAAGGGGUAAACAUAUGUUCAAGGUUGACAAUCAAAUCUUUCAAACAGUACACAAUAGGACUCCUGGAGUUCUGUGAGCCAUCCAAAAAAAAAAAAAAAAAAAA
Molecule: messenger RNA, 3498 nt
Organism: Archocentrus centrarchus (flier cichlid)
Lineage: Eukaryota; Metazoa; Chordata; Actinopteri; Cichliformes; Cichlidae
Gene: csrnp3
Product: cysteine-serine-rich nuclear protein 3
Exons: 5
Coding region: 357-2222 (621 amino acids)
Biological process (GO): regulation of transcription by RNA polymerase II
Cellular component (GO): nucleus
Molecular function (GO): DNA-binding transcription factor activity, RNA polymerase II-specific; sequence-specific DNA binding
Source: RefSeq, a predicted model, not a curated record